Dibothriocephalus latus is the source of this 399-nucleotide messenger RNA. Lineage: Eukaryota; Metazoa; Platyhelminthes; Cestoda; Diphyllobothriidea; Diphyllobothriidae. The record is from the annotation of a GenBank genome assembly.
AUGAUGAUACGAUACGAUGAGAUGGAGAAUCGCCUUGGCCAUGCCCAAAUCCUACAGCUCCUGAAGUUCUGUCUCAGGAUGUACUUUACGUUUGACGGAACAAUCUACGAGCAGGUGAAGGGGACACCGAUGGGGUUCACAGUUGCGGGACUCACAGUCGAGGCGUACCUACAACGGCUGGAGUCGCUGGUCUUCCGACACCACAAACCAAUAUUCUGGGCGCGGUAUGUGAGCGACACGUUCUUCGUCAUCGAACGGGAUCAGGUGCUCACGUUCAAGGAACGUCUCAAUAGCUUCUUACCAACAAUCCAAUUUACGAUGGAGGUGGAAGAGAACAACCAGCUGGCCGUCAUUUAUGUCCUCAUCUUUCGCAAAGAUUGUGGUGGCCUAAAGGCUUAA